Rasamsonia emersonii CBS 393.64 is the source of this 1329-nucleotide messenger RNA. RefSeq lists its product as uncharacterized. The transcript is spliced from 2 exons. The record is from RefSeq and is a predicted model, not a curated record. The coding region runs from base 1 to 1329 and encodes 442 amino acids. Gene Ontology annotation, molecular function: glycosyltransferase activity. Lineage: Eukaryota; Fungi; Ascomycota; Eurotiomycetes; Eurotiales; Trichocomaceae. Gene Ontology annotation, cellular component: membrane.
AUGCUUCCUCUCCGCCGUCGGUCGCGCCGCUGGAUUUCACUCGUUUCUCCCCUGCUCGGCUUUGUGAUUCUCUUCCAGUUGUUGAGGGGCCCGCAAUGGAGUCUCUUUGCCCAAGAUAACACUGUAGCUCACGAAGAUGAUGGCGACUUUCUGUGUCCUCCCAUGCCGGGCAUCGAUGAUGUCCUGGUAGUGCUGAAAACCGGCGUGACAGAGGCCCUGGAAAAAGUCCCCGUUCAUCUGAGGACGACGUUUCGCUGUAUCCCACAUUACGUGAUCUUCUCCGAUUUUGCCGAGAAAAUUGGCGGCGUCCAGGUACACGAUGUCUUGCGUAGCGUCGACGAUGAGGUGAAACAGAACGUCCCGGAUUUUAAUCUCUAUAAUCGUCUGCAACUGUACGGGCGAACGGGUCUCUUGCCCAGCGACAACACGCAGGAAGAAAACGGCGCGUUUGGAAUGCCCAACAAUCCCGGCUGGAAGCUGGACAAGUGGAAGUUUCUGCCCAUGAUCGACGAGUCACUUCAGAGGAAGCCCGACGCCAAAUGGUUUGUGUUCAUGGAAGCAGACACUCACAUCGAGUGGCCCAAUCUGAUGGCCUGGCUGGCCCGGCUGGAUCCGGACCAGCCUCUCUACCUGGGAACGGAGACGCAGAUCGCAGACGUGUUGUUUGCGCACGGGGGCUCUGGCUUCAUCAUUUCCAAUCCGGCGAUGCGACUGGUGUCCGAAUACCGUCGCUCGCGGGUUGCUGAGCUGGACGAGUACACGGACGGCCACUGGGCGGGGGAUUGCGUGCUGGGCAAAGUGCUGGCCGACGCCGGCGUCCCUCUCACCUUCUCGUGGCCGCUCCUGCAGAACUCGCGCCUGGGCGAGGUCGAACCGCUCACAAACGCCUUCUACCGGCAGCCGUGGUGUUACCCCAUCGUGGGCUUCCACCAUCUGACCCCGCUCGACGUCGAGCAGAUGUGGCGUUUCGAUCAGGACUGGUUUGUCAAGAGAAAACACGGGCUCCUUCUACACUCGGACGUCUUUCGAGAACGCAUCUUUCCCGAGAUCACGAUCGGGUCCCGGACAGACUGGGACAAUCUCUCGUUGGACGAGCAGCAAGAAAUCGCAUCCGUCGAAGAUUGCGAGACGCGAUGCCGUCUUGACCCGGACUGCAUGCAGUACUCCUUCACCCACAGCGAAGAAGAAGACGGUUUGCCCAAAUGUCUCACGUCCAACUCGCCGAGGCUGGGCAUUAAAAAGCCCGGUGUCCAGUCCGGGUGGAUGGUGCAACGCAUCAAUGCCACCGUGAAUGCUAAGGGUGUCUGCGACGAAGCAGUUUGGGACUAA